Ornithorhynchus anatinus (platypus) is the source of this 2026-nucleotide messenger RNA. RefSeq names its product adaptor related protein complex 1 associated regulatory protein (gene AP1AR). Gene Ontology annotation, biological process: regulation of Arp2/3 complex-mediated actin nucleation; negative regulation of cell motility; negative regulation of substrate adhesion-dependent cell spreading. NCBI's taxonomy places the organism in Eukaryota, Metazoa, Chordata, Mammalia, Monotremata, Ornithorhynchidae. Gene Ontology annotation, molecular function: AP-1 adaptor complex binding. The transcript is spliced from 10 exons. The coding region runs from base 257 to 1165 and encodes 302 amino acids. The record is from RefSeq and is a predicted model, not a curated record.
GGGACCCGGAUGGCGGAUGUUUCUUUGCCCGGACGGGGGCUGUGAGCGGCGCCGGGGCCUGGGCAGGGCGGCAGCGGCCGGCCAUGAGGCUGGACGAGCGCACGGCCGCCGGCCCGCCGCGCCUUCUUGCCCUGGAGGCGGCCCGCCGGCCCCACUAGCUCCUCCCGGGGCGCGGAUGCGCCUCCCGGGUCGGGGUUCGCCGCCCCGCGGCCGUUGAGGCGGGCGACUCCCCCCCCCCCCCAGAGCGCGGCAUGCGAUGGGGAACUGCUGCUGGACCCAGUGCUUCGGGCUCCUCCGCAGGGAGGCGGGACGGCUGCAGCGCGGAGGCGGCGGAGGGUCAAAGUAUUUCAGAACAUGUUCCACUGGAGAACACUUUACAAUAGAGUUUGAGAAUUUAGUAGAAAGUGAUGAAGGUGAAAGCCCAGGAAGUAAUCAUAGACCUCUGACUGAUGAAGAAAUUGCAGAUCUGAGAGAGAGACACUAUGAUUCUAUUGCCGAAAAGCAGAAAGCAUUCGAUAUGAAAAUUCAAACAGAGUUAGCCUUACAAGAGGAGAAGUUAAGACUAGAAGAAGAAGCUUUAUACGCUACACAGCGUGAAGCAGCCAGGGCAGCAAAGCAGCGAAAGCUCUUGGAGCAUCAAAUGCUACAGAGGAUUAAGCAGCGACCUCACCCUUCCAACAAUGGAGAUUAUCAAAGCUCGGGAGCAGAAGAAGACUUGGAUUCCCAUUUGAGAAAUAUAAAGUCACAGUAUGAAGUUUUUCGAAGUAGCAGACUUUCAUCCGAUGCUACCGUUUUGACGCCAAACACAGAAAGCAGCUGUGAUUUAAUGACCAAAACAAAAUCGACAAGUGGGAAUGAUGACAGUACAUCUUUGGAUCUGGAGUGGGAAGAUGAAGAAGGGAUGAACAGAAUGCUGCCGAUGAGAGAGCGCUCCAAAACGGAAGAAGAUAUUCUCCGGGCAGCCCUAAGGUAUAGCGGCAAGAAGAGCGGAAGCCACCCUACCUCAGCUUCUGAUGACUCUAACGGACUGGAGUGGGAGAACGAUUUUGUGAGUGCCGAAAUGGAUGACAACGGCAACUCGGAGUACGCUGGAUUUGUGAAUCCCGUGCUGGAACUCUCCGUCUCUGACGAGAAGAAAUCCGAUGCUGAUCAGCAAGAUAGAUAAGGGUAAAGUGGCGUGGUCCACUGACCUGUCGUAACCAAAUGUCGGAAGUUAAACAGGAUGCGGGAGUGUUUGUUCUCGGCCCUUUUUGUAAGGGGGAGGGAAGAAGCCGUGAGCGUGACAUGGAAUUGAUAGGAUCUAUCUGAAUUAAUUCAGAAUUAAGUGCAAUUUCAUCAUCUACCUUCCAUUUUUUAGAAAAAGUUGGUCGAUGCCAUCGUGUUAUCGGAUGUGACUUCACGUUAAACCGUCUGCACUAAUCUAAGCAUUAGUUUGACAGGUGUACGUUUGAACUGGCCGUUUUCUCUCCAGGUAUAGUUCUGGUUUCCAUUUUUAAACUCACGAAUCUAAAACUUCGGACCAUCCGGUGAUAUUAUUUCAGUAUCUGAAUGUGAAAAUCUCUUAAAUCGCUUACGUUCUGCAUUCUUGGGAGGUAUGAAGGGGGUAGUGAAGUGGAAGUUAGCAAUUUCAGAUAUGAUUUGUCUUGUGAAAGCUUCCUCCAAGCCAGCCUUACUGAUUUCCCUCAUUUACUUGACUGUUGUCAUCUCCUACGAAGCACAACUGGUUGAGUAAUAUUUGCUGAAGGAAUAGUAAAACAUCAAUUUCUAAUAACUCCUUUUCCACAUGGUCACUACAUUUAGUGGGAUUGUCCCUGCUCAACGUGUAUUUUUCAAAAUCAGCAGCUACUUUUACAAAGUUACAGCGCGUGACGCACAAUAAACAUUUCACGAAUUCCAUGGAAAAAAAGAAACCUUCGUGUACUGCUGUAAAGGGAUAUUUGCUUGAGAGCACCUUUUACAAUUGUGGUUUCUAAGCCCGCACUUGGAAUGAGUCAGAGGAGUAUUAAAUGAAAUAAUUUUUACACAG